CUGCUGGAAGAGUGCGUGCUACACUAGAAUCAACGAAAUACCGACGAGGCAGAAAUUUCGGAUGACAAUUUUUUGUAAAGCACUGGAAGGAAUCGACGGGGUUCAAACAACGACCGAAGAAUACGAAGAAUACGAUUUUGCGAGCACCGAUGCGCUACAGGGUCUACGGCAUGUGAGAGUACACGUUCCUGUUGCUGUGAAGGUAGGCGAUUCUGCGAUACUUCGAUGCCUUUUUGAGCUAGGCGAAGACACGCUCUACUCGGUCAAAUGGUACAAAGGAGGGCGAGAGAUCUUCCGGUACCUUCCGAGGGACACUCCAUCCAUUAAGAUUUUUCCAAUAAUCGGCCUAGAGGAUCUGCAUAUAGAGAAAUCAAAAAGUAACGCAACUCACUUAUUUAUCAAGAAAGUGACGAUCAACUUGUCUGGCCGAUACAGCUGUGAAGUUUCCGCCGAUGCCCCUUCCUUCAGAACUGCAUUUGCAUUUGGCAAUAUGAAUAUAGUUGUUGUCCCUAAAACACUGCCAGAGGUACAUGGCAUGAAACCAAGAUAUCGAGUUGGUGAUGUUUUAAAAGCCACGUGUGUUUCUAAAAAUUCGAGGCCUGCAGCCAAUUUGACAUGGGCUUUAAAUGGCAAUUUGAUUGAUUCUGAGCACAUAAUAAAAACAAGCGUAAGAAAUGAAGUAAAGACGAAUUUAGAAACAUCCAUUUCGACCCUUAGCAUCGAACUCCAAAGGCAUCAUUUUUCUGAAAGCGGUCGAUUAAAAUUAAGAUGCACAGCUAGCAUUCAUAAUAUUUAUUGGAGAACAUCGGAAAACAGUGCAGAAGAGGAGAAACCGAAGGAAGCGGUUCCAGCACAAGACUACAGGCUGCACGUGGCCCAUUCGACGGAAACUACUGCUUUGCCUUCAAGCAGUAGCAGUUCAAGCGAAUCGCUUUUUCUACCAGCAGUCCAAAAUAAACUUUGGCCAUUUUACAUGUCUGUAUUGAUUUUGUACAUAAAUAAAUAUCAAUGCACUUUAAUUUUGUAUUAAAUGUUUUGCUGACCAUUUGAGUAUUAACUGUGUAA
Molecule: messenger RNA, 1065 nt
Organism: Cimex lectularius (bed bug)
Lineage: Eukaryota; Metazoa; Arthropoda; Insecta; Hemiptera; Cimicidae
Exons: 10
Coding region: 62-1030 (322 amino acids)
Source: RefSeq, a predicted model, not a curated record